GCAAAUCUCGACUCAGUUCGAAAGUAGACUCGCGCUUGCUCGGACGCGCGCGCGCACUCGGUGCUUCUAUAUUCAAAUUUGAAAUUUGUCCGUUACCGAAAUAUUGUUUUUUUGUAAAGAAUUUUGAAUAGUGGCGAGUGCUGUGAUUUUAUAAGCUGAACUGAUUGGAUCUUGAAGGAUUGUGCGUACUAUUCUUAAAUUGGAUACUUAAUAUACCGCUUAGGUGCGGCUGGAUUGUUAUUUUUGUGUAACACGAAUAAUGUCCCUGUGAGCGAUGGACACGCUAACAUGGUUGUCGUUGGGGCUGCAGUUGGCAGCGCUUUGCUCGAUCGUGGGCGCCCUGCUUUUGUACCUGCUGCGGAAGGUCCGCGUGGGUGAGGUGCUGCCCGCGGACAGCGCCAAGACUGUGCUUGUCACGAGCGUGGACACCGCGCUGGGCUUGCAGAUCGCAACUUACCUCAGCGGCCGCGGCUGGCGCGUGAUCGCAGGCUGCCGGCAAGGAGGCCUUGGGGCCAGGCUAGCAGAAUCCUGGUUGCAAGCCCAUGUGGCCUCAACUCCUGAGGACCAACCGCCACCGCGCUUAGCGACUGUUGAGUUGGAUGUCGCCAGGGAAGACUUAUUAGAGGAAGCGGCGAGAGCUACAGCACAGCAUUUACCGGCCGGAGAACACGGAAUAUGGGCAGUGAUUAACACGGCGGGCAGCAGCGGGCGCGGCGGUGCCUCGUGCUGGGAGAGCGCGCUGCGAACGAACGUGCUCGGCGCGCUGCGCGUUGCGCGAACAUUCGCACCGUUGCUCGCUGCUGCAGCGGUCGACCACCCGCACGCUGGCCGCUUGUUCUACAUUGGCCUGACAUCGGAUACGGACUGCGAGAGCCUAUCGCGCGGCGACGACGGCGGCGCGGGCGCGGCCGCGGCGCGCUGGGGCGUUUGGGGCGCCGCGCGCGCCCUCAGGGCUUCGCUGAAGGCCCAGGCACUCCAUGUGGUGCUCCUGCACGCACCGGACUUGUCCGCUGCGGAGAUAUACUCGCCGCCGGCGCAGCUGACUGUUCCGAGCCAGCCGGCUAGCCGGCCAGACACUCCGAGCUCGGACGUGAGCUCCUCCACCACGUGCGCGGUCACCAUGCCGGGCGAGGCCACCGAGUACAGCGCCAAGGUGCUCCCCACCAGCGCCCUCAAACUGCUCGAGGAGGCCCUCACCACCCCCGCGCCCAGAGACACCUACUACCUGAAGAUGAAGCACGACUCCUGGUUCACUAGGAUGCCGUCUUUGAGAGUCACGCAUUAGUUCCCUUCCUGUUAGUCUUGGUCUAUCAAUACCAAUGGGUUUUAAGUCAUGUCAUAGACAGAUUUAAGUAAAUUCUUUACGUUUCGGGUUUCGGAUAGAAGACAAUAUGCCAUGCCGAAAAUCUUUUAUAUACCAACAGCUGGCGUAAGGUUAGGCGGCUGAUAGGCAAAAAUGUGGCUUUAUUGUCAUUUUCAAGAAAGGCGCUUUUUUCUUAUUUACAGUACAUAUGGUCCUACUUUCCCGCACUAGUGCGAGAAUAAGCACUUUCCGUGCCUAUAUCAAAAAUUUAAAGGGCCAUAUGCACUGUACAAGACACGUGCGAAUAGGUAAUUCGCAUAUCGUGUACAUUUGAAACACCCCUUCGGUCGUGUUUUAAUUUAUCACCACUAGUUGCGAUUUUCCUACUUUCCGCACGUGUAUCGUACAUAACUAUUAUCUGUCUGAAUAUGACCCAAAUUAUCAAGGAAUGUCAGAAUAUGAUAAGGAGGAAUGGGCAUUACUUAAUUUUCAGUUGUAAAGUUAGGUUUUACACAAGGGAUAUAUACUAACAUUAAAGUAAAUAAAGUAAUUUAUGAUAAGCAUUAAUCUGAUUUAACAAUUAUAUUUACAUUUGUUGUACCUAAUAUUAAUUCUAAUGGUAUGUUCCAUAAUGAAUAACGAAGUAAUGACGGGUAAAAAUACCUAGCAACCGUUUGGUAUUGAUAAACUUAAAGACGUAAAUUGACUUUAAAAAACUGAUUUCCCUUGAUUAAAUUGAGGUGAAGGUGCCAAAUCAAAUGUUUUCCAAUAAUCUGUUUUCAGUUUAUUAUUACUCACUUAACUAAUAAGCGUCAAAUUACGUUCAUUUAUUUUGUAUCUUUCGUUAGUUUUUAAUUUUAUUCAUCGACCUCCUUAUCCCACAUCGAAGGCACGGGAUAGAGAUGUAAAGUGCCAAAUUUCGUCUGAAAGGACUGACUAAAUUUUGAUAGCGUUUCGACUUCAGAUUACAUUUAGACUGUAUGGAGAAGUGGUCAGUCCCUUCAAACUAUUACGAUGCUGACGGAACAAAGUCUGUCACACACGAACACUUGCUGAACGGUGUAAAUAGCACUUAGACCGCUUUUAUAUUUAGUAACAUUUUCAUACAUCAACAAUAGGUACUUAUCUUACCCAUCACGAACAUUUUGCUAUGUGCGCUAUGGUAAAAGAAAAAGCACCUUUGUGGUAACAGAAAAAGCAAGAACAUGAAAACUCAUUAGUUUUUAUAAUAUAAAAGCAGUCUUAUCAAAUUGUGAAUUGUAAAUAGCUCGAGCUCACUGUGCUAUAUGCUUGAAUACUUCGGGUUUUGAAUGAGUGCAGUACUAUUUUAUGUUAUCGAGUGAAAUGAAUGUAUUGAAUGAGAAUAUACGGAAUCUUUAGUCUCGUAAAUUAUAAAGUUUUUGUUCUGAAUUGUACUCAAUCAUGCCGUAUAAUCGUUGGUGCUGCUACUGAUGGUUAAUGUAAAUAACGUUUGUAUAUUAAAAAAAACUUCUAUUAAAA
Molecule: messenger RNA, 2803 nt
Organism: Cydia strobilella
Lineage: Eukaryota; Metazoa; Arthropoda; Insecta; Lepidoptera; Tortricidae
Exons: 6
Coding region: 275-1285 (336 amino acids)
Biological process (GO): steroid metabolic process
Cellular component (GO): intracellular membrane-bounded organelle
Molecular function (GO): oxidoreductase activity
Source: RefSeq, a predicted model, not a curated record